AUUCUCUCCUGAUCCCUAGCUAGGGACAAUCCUCUCCUUUGGACCCUUCUUUAGCGCCAGUACUCUUAUAGACACGCUCGUACAUAAAAACCGAGCUCUACUAGGGCUCGUCUGGACCAUGGGCAAGCCGCGGAUGAUUAUAUUGAUCCGCCAUGCCCAGUCAGAAGGAAACAAGAACCGUGAAAUCCAUCAAACGGUCCCGGACCACCGGGUGAAGCUAACAGAGGAAGGUCAUAAACAGGCGCGCGAGGCAGGGUACAAGCUGCGCUCUCUCCUCCGGCCCGAUGACCGGGUACUAAUCUAUACAUCCCCUUACUGUCGGGCACGGCAGACCACAGAAGGCAUUGUUGAGUCUCUUUCAUCCGAUGAACCCUCCCCAUCCCCUUACAAGAGGAACGCCAUCAAAGUAUAUGAGGAGCCGCGACUACGAGAGCAAGACUUCGGCAACUUCCAACCAUGCGCCGCGGAGAUGGCAAGGAUCUGGCAGGAAAGGGCGGACUAUGGCCACUUUUUCUAUCGAAUUCCCAAUGGGGAGUCUGCAGCGGACGCAUACGACCGAGUGAGCGGCUUCAACGAGUCUCUUUGGAGACAAUUUGGCGAGGAUGACUUUGCCAGCAUCUGCGUUCUUGUCACACAUGGACUCAUGACGCGGGUCUUCCUCAUGAAGUGGUAUCAUUGGAGCGUGGAGUAUUUUGAGGACCUGAUGAACAUUAACCACUGCGGCUUCGUGAUCAUGAAACUCAAUCCGGACACCGGCAAAUACGAUCUUGAGACAACUCUAGCGAAAUGGUCUGAGAAGGAAGCGCAAGCAGAAGACCAGCAGGAACCACAUAAACGGAAAUGGGGUGGUUGUGCCGACGGAUGUAAACAUGGCGCCUCGGCCUCCGAGAAUAAGCGGCUGCGGUCGGAUUCUAAGGUAUCAUCAGAUGGGGAUGUCGGAGAAGCAAAUCGCUUGCCAGACUCCCCAGAGCCGCAACGCACUUACGUCUUAGAACAAGGAGACAGUGACGACAAAUAUGCUAGAACGGGUCGUCGUUGAAACCGACAUUCUUCCUCACCCUAUUUUAGUCUCCAGCCAAUACGAAUACCCUCUCCGAUUCCAGCUUUAACUCUCAACCAGAACAGGGGUGAGAUCAUCCCAGUGAAAUAUCCCGUUAUCGUCGAAAUGCUGUACGAAAUGAGUUGCCACACCAUAUAUCUUCAGAGAAACGGAGGAUAGUGACGACAAAGCAUAGAUCCAACCUCAAACUAUCAUUAUUCUUUCAGGGAAUUGGCGUCCCCCAAUGAACAAGACCUAGCCACGGAGAAUCAGUGGCUUUCUUUGAAAGCAGCAGUACGACCUUGAGAUUAGAGUAUCAGGGAUGUUAUCUUGGGGAUGAACAGAGAUGAGAGAACAAGACUUGCAUUAUUAUAUCUAAAUAAAAGAAUAAAAAAUCCAUUAAACAGCAUAGCAUCCUU
Monascus purpureus is the source of this 1458-nucleotide messenger RNA. The record is from the annotation of a GenBank genome assembly. Lineage: Eukaryota; Fungi; Ascomycota; Eurotiomycetes; Eurotiales; Aspergillaceae.